AUGGCCAUCAGCAAAUCCUGCCGGCUGUCCCCGCCGCGUCCCGCAGUCCUUGCCCCCACCCGCUGCGGGGCGGCCGGCCCUGCGGAGCUGCCGCGUCCCGGUCCUCCCCAGGUGCGAGUUCGCGUCCCAGGCGCGCCGCGAGGGCGGGGGGUGGCCACGGCUACAAGGCCCUCCCCCGCCCCCUCCCCAGUGCCCCCUCCUUCCCCGGUGACCCGCGGCCGCGGAGGACGGGGCUGCGGGGCGCGACAGCCGCUCGCCCGCUCUUUGGAGGAGCUCCGCUCGCCGGGGGACAGGGGCGAGGCCCAGUUCACCAGCGCAGAGACUGAAAAAGCAAGAACUAACGUGGAGCCCGUACGCGGACCUAGUCCCCGCAGUCGCCUGCCGCGCUGUGCUGUGACCGCCGCGUCUGCGGCCGCGCCCGCGCGACCUUGGGGUAUUGUACCCUCCUCUCCCGGGUGCCGGUCGUGCCUCUUCCCCCGAGGGCAGGACCGGGGCGGUGGAAAGAGGGUUCGGUCCCGGGCGCAGCUCCGUCUCCUCCUCUGGUGGCUGCUACCUGCGACCUUGGGCCGGCCGCCGGGUCCUGCAAACGGGGAGAGGACCCAGCCUCAGGGCGCCGUGGGUCCCGUGAGCGUUCAGGAACGCAGGAGGGUGCACGCGCUGUUCUUCAGAGGACCUGAAGCCGGGGCCGCCUUGCGUGUGGCCUGGUGCGCGCACUGCACUGAGAGCAGAGCGGAGAAGCGGCGACGGAGGGGCCGGGGAGCCGCGCUGGCUAGUCCCCGUGCGGGCCAGCAGGUGUCCCCAGGCCGCGCCGCCUCCCCGAGAGCGGUCCGUCGGAGCGCGCGGCUGGAGACCCUGGGGCUGGAAGCAGGGACGAGGGUAUUUGAAAAGGAAGUGCUGGUCAUCAGGAUGCUGAGGCAGGUGGCGGGCCACAUGGCCCACAGCCCAGCCUGUGGCUGCCGGACGUCUGUCCUACUGGCCCGGUUUCUGGGCAUCUUCCCUCGGCAAAUUCCAGCAGACGCCAACUUCCACUCUGCCUCCUUCUCUGACACAGACCAUCCACGAAUCCUAAUUACAGGGGGUCUUGGCCAGCUGGGAGUGGGGCUUGCUAAACUUUUGAGGAAACGAUUUGGGAAGGACAAUGUGAUCUUGUCCGACAUAAGGAAACCACCUGAUCAUGUCUUUGACAGUGGCCCGUUUAUUUAUUCUGACAUCCUGGAUGACAAGAGUCUCCGCGAGGUCGUGGUGAACAACCGUGUCACCUGGCUGUUUCACUACAGCGCUCUGCUCAGCGCGGUCGGGGAAGCAAACGUGCCCUUGGCGAGGGCUGUGAAUAUAACGGGGUUGCAUAACAUUCUGGACGUUGCAGCAGAACACAACGUGCGACUGUUUGUGCCGAGCACCAUCGGGGCUUUUGGACCUACUUCUCCCCGGAACCCAACCCCUGAUCUCUGUAUUCAGAGACCCAGAACCAUCUAUGGGGUGUCUAAGGUCCAUGCGGAGCUCAUGGGAGAAUAUUAUUAUUACCGGUAUGGGUUAGAUUUCCGAUGCCUGAGAUAUCCGGGAAUCAUUUCAGCGGACUCCCGACCCGGAGGAGGAACGACUGACUAUGCCAUCCAGAUUUUCCACGAUGCAGCCAGGAAUGGCAGGUUCGAGUGCACCCUGAGAGCUGGCACGCGGCUUCCGAUGAUGUACAUCGACGACUGCCUCAGGGCCACCCUGGAGGUGAUGGAGGCCCCUGCGGAGUCUCUGUCCAUGAGGACGUACAAUGUCAACGCCAUGAGCUUCACCCCUGAGGAGCUGGCCCAGGAAGUAGUUAAGCACGUGCCGGGAUUCCAGAUCACGUACAAUGUGGAUUCUGUUCGACAGGCCAUAGCGGAUAGUUGGCCAAUGAGCUUUGACGACAGCAAUGCCCGGAAGGAUUGGGGAUGGAAACACAAUUUUGACCUUCCAGAGUUGGUGACAACCAUGUUGAGCUUCCAUGGCUCCAACACCAGAGUUGCCCGAGCCAACUGA
Molecule: messenger RNA, 2013 nt
Organism: Cynocephalus volans (Philippine flying lemur)
Lineage: Eukaryota; Metazoa; Chordata; Mammalia; Dermoptera; Cynocephalidae
Product: L-threonine 3-dehydrogenase, mitochondrial-like
Exons: 11
Coding region: 1-2013 (670 amino acids)
Biological process (GO): L-threonine catabolic process
Molecular function (GO): L-threonine 3-dehydrogenase activity
Source: RefSeq, a predicted model, not a curated record